CGAGCGAGGUCUGGCGCUGCGCAUAGCAGUCGUGCCAUCGGGAAAAGACAAUAUCAUCCGCGCGCUGAGGAGACACAUCAGAGCCCCUCAGGCACAGCAGCUCGAGUGGUCGUCUGAUAGAGUGACUGAUACACAAAGAGGGGGGGGGAUCAGGAAACAGGAUAACAGAGAAAUAAGGAUCAGCUGAUUUCCUUAUGUUUGGAUGUGAGCGCUCAGCGAUCGUUAAUGCGUAACGCUCAACACUCCCUCAUGUGAGGGUGUAGAAUGGAAACAACCCUCUACCCAGGCACCGUGGUGAAUACUCCGAGGGUCCCCAGCUUCUAUUCCCAGAGCACGAUGAUGAAGAAGGAGAUUAAUCUGAACUUGGACGACCAGAACUCCGAGCUCAAGACGAACCCGCUCCGAGACACAGACGGACUCCUCAACUCCCCAGACUUAGGACUCCUGAAGCUCACCUCCCCGGACCUGGAGCGCCUGAUCAUCCAGUCGAACGGUCUGGUCACCACCACCAACCCGACCUCCCAGUUCCUCUACCCGAAGUCGGCCAGUGACGAGCAGGAGUUCGCGGAGGGUUUCGUCAAGGCGCUGGAGGAUCUCCACAAGCAGAACCAGCUGAGCGAGGCGGGCUGCGUCUCCGUGGACAGACUGGAGCUGCUCGGGUCGUCCAACGCGGUCGGGUCCGCCGGGCUCCAGACAUCAGACCUCCCUGUGUACACUACUUUGAACGGGUAUGCGGCCAGUCCGCUCGGAGGCACCACCAUCAACUACUCCACGGACACCAUCCCCUUCCCGCCGCCCCCGUCUCAUCUGGCCAGCGCGGCGCAGCAGCAGGCGGCCGCUGCGGCGGCUCUGUCACGACUCCAGUCCGCCGGUCUGGUGAAGGACGAGCCGCAGACGGUACCAGACAUGCAGAGCUUCGGGGACAGCCCGCCCCUGUCUCCCAUCAACAUGGACAACCAGGAACGCAUCAAGGCGGAGAGGAAAAAGCUGCGGAACAGGAUAGCCGCCUCCAAAUGCCGCAAAAGAAAACUGGAGAGGAUAUCUCGGCUGGAGGACAAGGUCAAGAGCCUGAAAACACAGAACACCGAGCUGGCGUCCACAGCCAGCGUGCUCAGGGAGCAAGUGGCCCAGCUGAAGCAGAAGGUGAUGAACCACGUCAGCAGCGGAUGCCAGCUUUUGCCAAACCAGGUCCAGGCUUACUAACCCCCCGUCACGGUGCUCUUUAUGGACACUUCUACAGCUCCAAGUGUUCUCUGAGGACAUAAGGAACAAUUUGCCUUUUGUAAACCUAAAGUCCUUAUCAGAGACUUGAUAUGAGGCCACUGUAAAUGCACCCUCCAGAUAAAGCCUGUAACCGAGACACAGAACAGCCACACGUCUCGCACUGUGCAGAUGAACAGGCCUCGAUGAGAGCUGGACAAUGACAGGUUAACCAGCAGCAGGUGAGGUCAGCCUGCAGCCUCCUCUGAUUCAUCGCACUCUGGCAGGGCUGUGCGGCCAGACUUUGUUUUGUUUUUGGGAAAGCCAUGUAGCAAAGUGCUAUCCAGUGGACUGGUGAAGGAUAGUAUUUAUCUGUGUGUGUAAGCUGGACAAUCUCAACAAGAGUGCAACCAAACACCAGGGUGUCACCAAGUGCUGUCAUCCAGUGUAUAAUAUAAUGCCUUACUUGUUUACAAGCACUUAAUGACAAAUAUAUAUAUAUUUUAUUUACUGAGACAUUUCUUAUUUUACAUAUGGUCUUACUUAUUAUUGUUCUCCUUUUGUUGCCAAAAUGAACACUGCAUGUGUUGUCGCUUUUGUGUACAGUAACCAUUGUAUUUGUCAUCGUGGUGGCUGCUGUGUAUUCCCUUCAGUCGCCUCUUCCAUGAAUGUAUGUGUACGUGCUGAGGAACCUUAUGUAUCAUGUGUAAUGGACUUUAAAGUCUCGACCUGACAUUUAUUAAAAUUCACUACAUUACUAAC
Molecule: messenger RNA, 1962 nt
Organism: Acanthopagrus latus (yellowfin seabream)
Lineage: Eukaryota; Metazoa; Chordata; Actinopteri; Spariformes; Sparidae
Product: transcription factor jun-D-like
Exons: 1
Coding region: 265-1203 (312 amino acids)
Biological process (GO): regulation of transcription by RNA polymerase II; regulation of cell population proliferation; regulation of cell cycle
Cellular component (GO): transcription regulator complex
Molecular function (GO): RNA polymerase II cis-regulatory region sequence-specific DNA binding; transcription factor binding; DNA-binding transcription factor activity, RNA polymerase II-specific
Source: RefSeq, a predicted model, not a curated record